This is a messenger RNA of Symbiodinium sp. CCMP2456, 2967 nucleotides long. The record is from the annotation of a GenBank genome assembly. Lineage: Eukaryota; Dinophyceae; Suessiales; Symbiodiniaceae.
AUGGACACACGGUUCACAGGCGCUGCGGAAGGCCCCUUUCUGGUAUUGAGCGACAGCACCCUCCAGCACCUGCUCUUCACCCCCGGGAGGGGGAAAUCCUACGGGGUGGAGCCCGUCAUGGGUGGCUACGCGAUCGUCAGCCCGGGAGCUACGUUGGUCGCGCCCUACCGGCAGGAGCCGAAGAACCCCCCGGUCCUGGAAAUUCGGCGUCUCAAACAAUGCCUCCAAGACGCCUUUCAUCGGCCGGUGAAUGUGGGCCUCAUUCCCUUGCGGGAGAGCUUGCCGUCCCACAAACAAGGCUCGUACAAUUGGAUCGCCGGUGUUAGGGACGAGUACGGUCUCGGGUCGUUUGAGCUCCAGGAGCAGACCAUCAUGAGCCUCCAAGCCCGCCAAGAUGAAUGGCCUACGCCCCCGUACCUCGUCGACCAGCUCUACAAGCAGAACAACUGUCACUUCCGCCCGGAGGUUGCGGAAAAGGCUAUCGGCCUGCUUGUUGGUCGCGCGUUAAGGACCAUGAGACGACAACAGCCGGGCAAGUUCCAGGUCCUGGUGAUAUGCUCCUGGAACUCUACGGAUGACAAUGUUCACCAGGAGAUGCACGCCACGGCGGAGCUUUGCCGGGCUACCAUAGUCUCGGAGUUGGGGUCAUUGGCCGCCAGGCACACUCAGAAGCCCUGGGCAUUGAGGCGGUACUUGGAGCCAUUGGCUAUGAAGCGGGAGAUGCCGAGGCACCUUUUUCAGACCUACAUUCACGACGAUCAUCCAGGGCCUCGGGAGAUGUGCGACACCCAGUUUCAAGGCUUCCGCUUCUUCAAUGACGCUGAUCUGGAAAACGUGGUGCGGAACCACGCUGGGUCCAUUGGGCUGAACUUGAUUCAGCGCCUGACACAGCCUGCUCACCGAGCUGAUGUAUUCCGCUACAUCCAGCACUAUACAACCAGGGAUGAGUGCUGGAAGUUGGGCCUGCCGGAAUCUCCGGCAGGCCAGCUCCCAUCGGAGUACCUCCUGAUGGGCAUUGGCCAACGAGGGGACCACAUCUUCCAGGGCAUCAUCUACGGCCAACCCAAGCACCCCCUGCUCCUCCAGGCCAUCAAACACUCCUUUUCGCGCCGCAUCUUGUCUUGCAUCGCUAACAGGGAGUACAUGGUCUUCUGCAAGGAGCUCUGGCGACUGCUCCAGCAGGACCUGGGAAAAGAGCCUCAGGUGGGAUGGAACCUCACGCGGCUCUAUGGGCCGGUGUAUUUGUUGCGCGAGCACCUCGCCAAACAAUACAAGGGUGGUGCCACUGGCUCAGACGGAUUUCACUUCAAGACGGCAGGUGGACACGUGGUGGCUCUCACCCGCAACUGGGAAUGGCGUCGAGGCUUCAAGGGGGACCCCACGGCCAAAGAACGCAGGGCCCAAUUUCUGCUGCAGGCCCUGCCCCAGGCGGUCUCGGAGGCGCAGGAUGUGAAAGCCUUUGCGCACACCAUUGAGAUGCCUCCAAGGGAGCAGCAGGGGGCAUUGCCCAAAUUAGGCGAGGUGGGGGAGAACGUGGUGCAAAGCAUCGAUGACAACACAUUCGAUGCCAUUAUGGACGUGGUCAAAAACGAGCCCCACUACUACGAGGACAUACAAGCACAGGACGUUCUGAGCUUUAUCCCGAAGGGUCUCAUUUUGCACCCAAUGAGACAGGGGUGGCUAUCCUGUCGCCGCUGCAAGCAAAGAGGGUCGCAAAACCCGCUGGAAUUCCCGAACUCCGGCGGGGUGCUCAACCAUUUCCGCAACCGUGGAGGGGCACACACACCUUCUGAGCAGGCAGUGCAGGCCUCUUCGUCGUCGACGGCGCCACCCCCACCACCCUGGCUGCCCACUCAGUCGGCAAGUGAGACUGGCCAAAUUCCCGCACCGGAACCAGUGGCGGAUCAGCCGCCGCGGUCACGGUUCCUGCUGCCACUUCCCAGCUUCGACACAGAGCCAGAUCGCCUGAGCUCCCCCCCUCCUUGGGACACUCUGUCCGAGAAGGGACGAGCCGUGCAGAUCCCAACCGCUCCACUUGCAGGUGCCCUUGGUCUCAAUGACCUCAGACAGUGGGGACGGUUGAGACCGGAAGGGCACAUGGUGCAACCUAUAGCGCAUCAGCAGGGGCCAUUGGUCGGAGACGAGCCGCCGACGACGAUCCCGGCGGACCAGCUCAAGGUGGUCAAAUACCGCGGCCCCAUCGAGGUUACGGAGCUUCUUGGAUAUGAGGCCGGACCGUCCAUCCAGUCAAGAGACGCCGAGAUUCCCAGAAGGGAACGUAUCGUCCAAGAGUGUCAAUCUGAUGCUUUCUUCGACUGGCUACAUGCUUUGGCCACGAUUUUGCUGUUUAACGAGUCGCUGAUUCUGGGUGGACUCAAGUCCACUGAACUCACGGCAUUGUGGAGCCGCCGAAUUGCGACUCUUAGCAAAGUCCCGUGGAUUUUUGGGCCUCUCCUUCUUGUCCGCAAUGUUACCCACAAAACUUCGUGGAUGGAAGCAAUGUCAGCCCGACUGGUGGACGAUGAUCGAGGCCGUUUGACGGUUUCCCUUGCUAUGCCGGAAGGCACGCAGAGCCUGGCCACGAUCACAGUCUACUUCGGCGUACUCGGUGGCCUCUUCCGAAACAUGUGGGAUCGCGAUGAGAUGGCGGCACUUCUGGAGUCGGACGACAACUUCGAGAUUGUUGCGUCCACGGCCAAAUCCAUCUAUGAUGGCAAGGUCCAGCGGGGCAUGCGCAUUGAUCAUCGAGCUGGGGAUACAGAAGCGAAGAAGAACUACCUCAACCAGCAGAAGCGGUUGGCGGAGAAGUCCGCAGCCCCAGCGGACAAGAGGCAUCGAGAUGGCCAGGAGUGGAGGGAGCCCAGGUGGCAGCAGUCCGGCUGGUGGCACAACUACCGCAACCAGGGCUCGAGCAGCGAAGACCGCCAAGAUCAGUCUUCCUCUUCGUGGCAGUGGAAAAAGAGGUAG